Erigeron canadensis is the source of this 1941-nucleotide messenger RNA. Its product is annotated as probable LRR receptor-like serine/threonine-protein kinase At1g51810. The coding region runs from base 53 to 1693 and encodes 546 amino acids. The record is from RefSeq and is a predicted model, not a curated record. The transcript has 8 exons. NCBI's taxonomy places the organism in Eukaryota, Viridiplantae, Streptophyta, Magnoliopsida, Asterales, Asteraceae.
AAGAAAGAAAUCAGACAAAAAUUCAAUCUAAUGCCUCCCUAUAUUCCUCACCAUGUUCUUCCCCAUCUUCCUUUUAUGGCUUCUUAGCAUUCCCUUCUCCCUAAUCAUGGGCCAACCACCGUCGCCUCCCCCAAAUCUUCAAGGUUACUUCAUCAAUUGCGGUUCCAAAACCAACCUUGAACAAGAUGGAUUAACAUACUUGAAGGAUGAAGGCUACGCCCAUUCUGGAAACAUAACAACCUUAGAACAAACCGAUAUUCUACCCAUACUCACGACCCUUCGUUAUUUUCCCUACGGUCCUGGCAAACAUUGCUACGAGUUUCCGGUGAUCACAGGCAGCAAGUUCCUUAUCAGGACCACCUACUUUUAUGGUGGAUUCGAUGGCAGCAAUGAACCACCCAUUUUUGAUCAGAUUAUUGAUGGUACAACAUGGGGCACUGUGAAUACGUCGGAGGAUUACAAAAAUGGCCUCAGCUCGUAUUAUGAGAUCAUUGUAACUGCACAAUCUAAUACGCUCAGCAUAUGUUUGGCCUGCAAUGAACACACCAAGUCAAAAUCGAGCCCUUUUAUUUCUUCGUUAGAAGUGAUGAAUGUUGAUCCAUCUCUAUAUAAUUCAACCGAUUUUAGCAAAUAUGGCUUGAUUACAAUUGCUCGGACUAACUUUGCCUCCAAGGGUGAUAUUGUACGGUAUAAAACAGAUUUCUCAAACCUAUGCUUUUUUACAUUUUGCCUAAAUAGAGGUCUGAUCAUAUCUAGUUUUCCAGAUGAUCCAUUCAAUCGAUACUGGCAACCAUUUAUUGACAUAAACCCUACAGUACAAGCUCAUGUAAAUGUGACAUCGUCAGAAUUUUGGAACAGGCCACCAACGAAGGUAUUCCUCUCGGGAUCAACCACAAGCAGAGGUAAGAAUCUCACGAUAGAAUGGCCACCCUUUUCUCUGCCUGGCAGUCGGUAUUAUGUUGCAUUGUACUUCCAAGACAAUAGAAGCACAAGUCCUUAUAGCUGGAGAGUGUUCACUGUGUUCAUCGGUGAUGACACUUUCUAUCAGGAUCUCAAUGUGAGUACAAAAGGUGCGACAGUUUAUGGCACAGAAUGGCCUCUCUCUGGUGACAUAAAGAUCACUCUGACUCCGAGGAUUGACAUGCCGGUUGGUCCUACUAUCAAUGCAGGAGAGAUAUAUCAAAUUUUGCCUCUUGCUGCAACAACUCUUAGCAAAGACGCAAUGAUAUUGCAAAGAUUGAAGAAAAGCUUGAAAAAUCCACCAGAUGAUUGGAAUGGAGAUCCAUGCUUGCCUAAAGGACAUCCUUGGACUGGAAUAAGCUGUUUUGAAGGAGAUCAAGUUCGAGUUAUCAGUUUGAACCUAACCGGGCUCUCACUAGCAGGAACGUUACCUCAAGAUAUUGCAGGAUUGACUGCUCUAAAGGAACUUAGGCUAAGCAUGAACAAGCUUUCCGGUCCUGUCCCAGAUUUGAGUCCAUUGAAGUCUCUAGAAAUUUUGCAUCUAAACGAUAACGAAUUUGGGGGCCAAUUUCCAAUUUAUAUAGGCACACUGCCAAACAUUCAUGAAAUAUUUGUAAAUAAUAACAACUUUAGCGGAGGGCCUCCCCAAAGCCUGCCUAAUGUUAGACAAGGCGUGAUUGUACGAUUUUUUGGCAAACUUGCCAAGGAGAUACAAUUUGGAAGAUGGAGAUGAUUGCCAUCUCAAGAGAUAGAUACACGAGCAUAUAUUUACUUGAACGAAUUAAGAUCCUCUCAUGUUCAAAAGAACAUGAUAGAAAACGUUGGAAUUCAUGUAAGGGUCGGAAAAUACCUUUCAUUGCGAUUUGCGAGUCCCUAUUUUUAUUUGGUUAUGUAGUUUGUUAUGUACCUAUGAAUGUAUAUUGUAGAGACUAUAGACUGAUAUGCAAUUAGCUAAUACGAGUAGUAUGACUUAUUGACCUA